This is a messenger RNA of Chelmon rostratus (copperband butterflyfish), 4122 nucleotides long. RefSeq names its product atypical chemokine receptor 4a (gene ackr4a). Gene Ontology annotation, cellular component: membrane. The record is from RefSeq and is a predicted model, not a curated record. Bases 311 to 1429 code for a protein of 372 amino acids. Gene Ontology annotation, molecular function: chemokine receptor activity; chemokine binding; scavenger receptor activity. Gene Ontology annotation, biological process: G protein-coupled receptor signaling pathway; chemotaxis; immune response. The transcript is spliced from 2 exons. Lineage: Eukaryota; Metazoa; Chordata; Actinopteri; Chaetodontiformes; Chaetodontidae.
GAGGAGAUCUGGUGGCACAUUCAUUCAGUUUAUCCGUGAUUUCGACGCUCUCUCGCACUUUUCUCUCUCGUAAACUUUAGUAUCGCUCAUUUUAGACUUUUCUGCAGUGAUGUUCAUCCCCCCGUCGAGUACAGAACCGUCAUAAAGCUGCUUCUUUUGUAACGUCCCACCCGUUCGUGCUGCGCGGGUGUGAAAUCAAACGAACCUCCUCCUGUGCGGGGAGAAAGCAGCCUGAAGGCAAACAGACUCUGAGGAGGCUCCAUGGCGCCGAUAGACGGGACAGAUCGGUGAAUAAAACAUCUUUUAUCUGAUGAUCAUGGACGUCCCAGAGGAAGACGAAUAUUACUACCAUGAAAACAUCAGCUUCAACUUCAGUUACGAUGACUACCCCACCCUCUGCGAGAAGAGUGACGUCCGUUCCUUCGCAGCCCUCUUCCUGCCUAUCAUGUAUACUGCGUGUCUGGUGGUGGGCCUGGCGGGAAACGCCUUAGUCGUGGCCGUCUACGCCUACCACAAACGCCUCAAGACCAUGACGGACACCUUCCUGACCCACCUGGCUGUAUCCGACCUGCUCCUGCUCUUCACGCUGCCUUUCUGGGCCGCUGACGUGGCGAGGGGCUGGGAGCUGGGGCGGCUGCUCUGCAAGAUCGUGUCGGCCUGCUACACGGUCAACUUCACCUGCUGCAUGCUGCUGCUGGCCUGCAUCAGCCUGGAUCGUUACUUCGCGUUGGCCAGGGGGCAAGGUGAAGACCAACGAGGGCGGCUGCAGAGGAUAUUCACAAGGAGACACUGCUGGAAGGUGUGUUCAGUCGUUUGGGCGACGGCUUUCGUCCUGGGUCUUCCUGAUCUAGUACUCUCAGAGGUGAGAUGGGUGUCUAACAGGAACGCCUGUCUGACUAUCUACCCUCCAUCAUUGGGUGGAGGGGGGAAAGCUGCCCUGGAGAUGGCAGAAGUGCUGCUGGGAUUCCUGCUUCCUCUCCUGGUUAUGGUGAUCUGUUACUGGAGCGUGGGCCGGGCAUUAAAGGGCCUCCCUGCUGAGAACAGAGGCAAGAAGUGGAAGGCCAUACGAGUUCUUCUGAUAGUAGUCGGGGUGUUUGUGGUCACUCAGCUGCCUUACAACGUGCUGAAGGUCUAUCGAGCGAUGGACUUGGUCUACACCUUAGUGACCCACUGCGGGACGAGUAAAGUGCUGGACCAGGUGGCUCAGGUGAGUGAGACCCUGGCCCUCACUCACUGCUGCCUCAACCCGAUCCUCUACGCCUUCAUGGGCUCUACCUUCAGGCAGCACAUGAUGAAAGUGGCCAAGAAGUUUGGCGAGAGGAGGAGGAGGAGGAGGAGAAGGAGGGAAAAUCCGACAGAGGAGGAAGGGAUGGACAUGUCAUUUAACUCCCACAGUUCUUCCCAAGAGACAAACACAUUCUCCAUAUGAGCUGACACUAGUGCGCCGUAGUCGGAAGAAGUCUCUGUGUGUCACAAUCACGCAUUUGGUAGAAUAGAAGAGCAGAUACAAAACUGUUUUUGAGAGAGCAGCAGCAGUUCAACCAUGUGUGGAAAAAACUAAAAUGUUCCCUCAGUUCCAUCUAUAUCAAUUAUUCUCAAGUCUUUUCCUCCUCCAGUUUAUUAUUAUUAGUUUAAGCACAAUAUACUUGUUUAUGUGUCUCUGCCUGUAUAUUGAAGCAACAGGGAACGUUGCUUUUUCUGUCAAGUGAGAGAUGAAUGAAAAGAUUCAUUUGUUUUGCUCAGUGUUUUGUCAGUUUUUAUACGCUGGGCCAGAGGAAGUAAUGUUUCAUUUUAACUGCAGACACUGUAGACAGUGAACUUUGAACUUGAAAGGAAACAAGUCUAAGAGUGUACAGCCAUGCUGACCGGUCUGUGAGACCGUGGGCAGCUGCAGUACUGGGAGCUAAAUGCUCAAAGCACGUUAGCAUGCUCACACUGGCGGUGUUAACGUGCUGAUGUGUUGCAGGUGCAGUGUUAACGACGGCAGCUGAGGCUGAAUGUCAUUAGAUUUGCAGGCCUUUGGUCAUAAACCAAAGUGUUGGACAAAUUGACUUGAUGAAAAGUCAGAGGAUCACCAACUUACAAUUCAUCCUGUGGGAGACAUGAUUAUCUGAAACAGAUUUCAUGGUAAUCUGUCCAAUAGUUAAAUAUUUCAGUUUGGACCAAAGAGAUGGACCGACGUGAUGAAUUUGGCUGUUUUCUCAGUUUUGGUCCAGAAAAGCCAAUAAUAAAUGCUCUUUAGCAUCUAAAACACCCUUUGCAGGACAGCUCACAGGCUUAAAUACAGUGGUUUUGUUUAUCCAGAUCUAUUAGGUGACAGAUACUCCUCCAGGAUUUCGCAAGAGACAUUUGAUACUUUUCCAGCUGCCCACACGGUACAAAGUACAAGGAAGAGUAAUGCUUGAACUUGAUAAUCUUCAUUACUCAUACACAGUGAAAUAAAAGAAGAAAAUCAAGAUCUAUUUGUGAAGCUAUGAAGGAGCUCUUUACUUGUAACUGCUUGUGUGAAAUAAUACUUGUUUAAACUGCUAUGAACCUAUAUAUAGAUACUGCUGAUCCACUUCAUGUUACACACCUGCAAGAAUGUGCAGCACAUCUGCUAUUAACCAGAUGUGCUGCACAUGCCUGCACCACCAAUAUGAAGUGAGGAAGCUCGAUUUUGGAUCUCUAAUGUUGUUCCAGCUGAGGUAUGUACUGUCUGAUCAUGUGUUUUAUGUCUCAACUCAGAAUAACCUUUAUUUCCUGAAAAUUAAAAGUUACCACACGUCAAACCAGGUUGCCAGACUAUUUUUUUUUCUCGUACUGGUGGUGUUGCUUGCAGAGUCUUGUGCCAUUUCUGCAUCCAGUGGGAUUUAAGUCUCUUUCAUGAGGAAAAGCCAGAGCGUUGUUGUUUCCUGAAUUCCUCAAAACAUCUGAGACACAUUUACUGCACACGUAAUUUACAGUUCAUCUCUGAGCAGACGGGAUGCAAAACAACUGUAAGUAACAUUUUUAUGAGGUGUUGAUGAAAACAGCGUCAUUCUUGGGAUAGUUUCACAUCUUAUCGUUACAGAUUGUGUUUAACACUGACUUUACCGAGCAUGAUGACUUAGAAAACAGUGUUUGCUUCAACAUGUGUAGCUGCACAGAGAAGGAGGGUGGCCCACAUCCGCUUAGUCAUGCACUAAGGUCCAGUAAUGGCACACCCUAGUCUGGAACUAUUUGGAUAAACACAAGUCAGUGUUAUUGCUUGCCCUUUGCACACUGGUUGUAUCACCUAGUUCAAAAGGCAACUUUAUUUAUAGUUACUUUACAAUAACAAUUUAAAGUUUCAUAAGACAGAAAGGCAUUCCCUGGCAUUUAUGGUAAGAUAUUUCUCUUUUUCAAUUUUCACUGAAAUCACAUUAAAAGCUGUACCUGUUUAUGCAGAACUUUUUUUUUGGCCUUGAUCUUGUAUUGCACUUCAAGGAGAUAUUGUGUUCACUCAUUUGUGUGUAAUAGUGUUGUCUGUUGGUAUUGUUUGUGUUUAUUGUAGCAUUUUUUCUGUUGCCCUCUUGGCCAGGUCCCUCUUAAAAAGAGAUUUUAACCUUUCCUGGUUAAAUAAAGGGUAUCUGUCUAUAAGAGUGGCUUCACAACUGCAGUUUUCAGGGCCUGUGGGAAACAGCCUGAGAGUAGAGAAGUGCUCAAGAUUUGCCAUUCAGUUAAAAACACCUCAGAAAAAGUCUGCAGUUAGAAUAUCAAGGCGGGGGAGGAUUUCAGAUGUUGCACAAUUGCUUCCAGGGUUUUAUAGCUGAUAGGAUCGAACUCUGUUAUUUCUGAAUUUGUUUUUAGUGGAAACACUACAGACCCUCUAUCUUAAAUGGCGGAACUGAUGGCUUGUCAGUGAAGAAUGAAGCAAAUUCAUUGCAAGAUUUGGUGGAUGAAGUUCAGGGGCCACUGACACAGAGGGUUUGCCAAAUAAAGACAUCGUCUCCAAUUGCAACUUAGACAUAAACACCGCACUAUGGUUUAAAUAUUUGACAUUUCUGCUGUUUUUUUCCUGUUAGGCAUGUGUUUGCUGUGGUUUGUCAAUCCCUCAGACAAAUUGUAAAUACAUUGGAGUGUCCACUGCCUGUAAGAAUUUGAGAGGUUUCUAAUAAAUUU